Folsomia candida is the source of this 1574-nucleotide messenger RNA. Its product is annotated as larval cuticle protein A3A. Bases 698 to 1393 code for a protein of 231 amino acids. Lineage: Eukaryota; Metazoa; Arthropoda; Collembola; Entomobryomorpha; Isotomidae. Gene Ontology annotation, cellular component: extracellular matrix. The record is from RefSeq and is a predicted model, not a curated record. The transcript is spliced from 2 exons.
AAGCUGUUUCCAUGUUCGACGAUUCAUAAUCCUCUAGAAGCAGCUAGGACAAGUUUUAUCACGCUUCUAUGAGAAAGAUCAUGCUUACAACAGGUAAUUAUUUAAUUGAAAUUCCGGGUCCUGUUUACCUUGCCAAGAGAUUUUAAAUGUAAACAUAUUUAACUAAAAUGUUUCAUCCAAGAAUGCUCUAGAUUUUCAGUGUCUACACAUGUCAUCUUAUUAGAUUGGUCUGAUAGCAUUCGUAAACAUGUCAUCAGAUAAUUUUGCAUCAUAUACAUAUGUAGAUCCCAUAACUUCUUAUAUUACACGUAUAUAGUUGUUAGCUACAAAGCAUAACAAGUAGUACAUAGCCUGCGUGGUGGUUCCUUUGUUAAGCCAAUUAAUCGAAGGUUAUUGGUCAGGCAGAAACAUGUUAACACGUAUUAAUGAGCUGAGCUCUAACGUAACCUCAACUUUGAAAAUGCUUUUGACACGUAUAAUAAAUGGCUGCUAAAACAAUAUAUGGAAAGGGUUGUUUGUCACUGCUUGUGAUUUGUCUAGAAAAAAAACAUGGAAACUGACACUCAAAAAUCAUCGGUAUGUUUGAUCAGGUCGUUGGUGUCACUUUUCAGACAUAUAUAUAAGACGUUCUGUAUAAUCUUCCUGCAGCAGUCUUAAUUUAGAAGUGCUUCACAAGGAAGAUACGUAUUCUAUUAUCAUGAUGCUAAAGACAUCACUCAUAUUUCUCGCGAUAACUGCUGUCGCACAGUCGUCUGGUCUCAGCGGUCUGACCCCAUCGGGACAAGGUUUCUAUUUAUUUCAUCCCCACCAGCAGGUCUUUCACCAGUACCAACAUUAUUAUCCGCACUAUCUGCAUCAGUCCCAGCAACCCUUCCACUUUCAACAACACCAACCCCAACAGCAACAAGCCGUCCAAAACCAGUUUCUCUCAGUUAGUCGACCUCAGUUUGUCGCAGUGAACCGACCCGAGCAAAAACCCCCACAAAAUACGAUUCAUCAAGUCUCGUCCCCUGCUGCUGUCGCAGUCCCCAUUCAACAAGGGUCAUUUAACAACAUCCUUGCGGUCAGUGCUCCAAGAAAAAUAGUUCUCCCACUAAUUCACACCGACACUCCCACCUACAGUUUCGGAUAUGCGGUGAAAGACGCGGCCACAGGAGACCAAAAGUCACACCAUGAAACUCGAACUGGGGACAAUGUGGUUGGAAAGUACACUGUCGUUGAACCCGACGGAACACUUCGAGUGGUUUCAUAUACGGCAGGGAAAGAAGGUUUUAAUGCCGUGGUGGAGAAAACGCCAAGAUAUGCUCCUCCAAACGCUCCAGAAUUUAAUAACAAAAUUGUCGCUAUUUCCAGACCAUUCAAUUAUGGCUCGCAUCGUGUUUGGCAAAAGUAACUAUUUUUCAAUCUCUCCUAGCUGUCUACAUACAUGUUGAAGGUUCUAAGAAUGGAAUGCCGCACUAAUGUAAUACCAAGUAUAAUUUUUUACCUUGGUUUUUUGCUACUUUUAUAUAAUGUUCUAUUCUAAUAUGGAAUAUAAUGAAAUAAAUUCCCCACCAAAUUCGUUAUUCGCUUGA